AUGACGAAUUCAAAUGAUGAAGCUGAAACAAUUGAAAGUUCAUAUAAUGAAGAAUUUGAAAAGAUUGAGACUGAUAUUGAUGUGCCACCAAAUCAUGCAGUAUUUAUACAUCCACCCAAACCACGAGGAGGAUCUGAUGCUAAAUCAUCUCAACCAGCAUUCGAUUCAUCUUCUCAACCAACUUCCAAUUUAUUCGUACAACCAGCUCCUAAUGCAUUCGUACAACCAACUCCCAACUCAUUCAUGCAAUCAACUCCCAACUUAUUUUCUUAUCCAACAUCUAAUAUAUUCUCACAACCAUUAAUUGUACCAUUUCCUAUUUAUCCAAAUUCGCAAUCUUCUUUACAUCCAUUUUUUACAAAAAUUAUAAUACCAAACUCACAUUCAUCUUUUUUAAAACCUAUUCCAACUCUUGAAAACUUUUUAAAGAAUAUAGAUGAAGCUGAAAAUGCAAAUGGUAAAAUUUUAGAAUGCUUAACUAAGUUCCAAAAAGAGGCUAUUCGAGUUGAAAAAAUAUAUAAACUUACUGAAGAACAAUUUAAUCGAAUGG
This is a messenger RNA of Racocetra fulgida, 550 nucleotides long. NCBI's taxonomy places the organism in Eukaryota, Fungi, Glomeromycota, Glomeromycetes, Diversisporales, Gigasporaceae. The record is from the annotation of a GenBank genome assembly.